AUGGCCGCCAAUGACUUGAUUUGCAUGGUGUCUUUAGGCGAGAAUGUCAUAUUCGUGAAGCUUAGUUCGACAACAAGCUUUUAUGAACUCCAAUUUGAUGUGUCUGAAAGAUUGAAAGUACCUAAAGAAGCUUUAUCCUUUAUAUUUAAAUCUGAGAGGCACCCCAACCUCAGUUUUUCAGUUGACAACGAUGAUGAUUUGAAGUGCAUGUUGGAUCACAAUCGAAAUAUUGGUUAUACGGAGAUUCACAUGCAAGCUGCUGUUAAUGUAGAGUGUUCCACUUCAAGGAAAAAUCAGAUUAGGGAAAUUAGUGAUGCCUCUUUGAAUGCAGAAUAUAGUCGUCCUCCUCCAAGAAAUGCAUCCAAUUCAGAGAGAAUCCAAAAUGAUUUCCCGUCUGGUGAGGUUGUAAUGAGAGCUGAUGAUAUUCUCAACAACACUUCUCUCAUUCCUCAAUGGUGGCACACAUCAUUAACUGAAAAGGGGUAUGAGCAAAUGGUGAAGGAAACGAAUCCAGGAAGCUACAUAUGCAUUGACCAGAAUGAAGGAAGGUUCAAAAGACUGUUUAUAUGUUAUGCCGCUUGCAUCGAAAAUGUUGAUAAUUGGAGAUGGUUCCUUCAAGGCUUGUGGUCCAUACUAUAUGAAAGGUUAGACCCGUACAAUCCUCCCCACCAAUUGGUAAUUAUUUCUGAUGCCGACAAGGGGAUUCGAGAAGCCGUGAGAGAAUAUUUCCCUGAAGCAAUCCACUCACGAUGCGUGCUGCACCUAGUUGAAAAUUUUAGAACAAAGCUAAAGGAUUUGGGAUUGAAAGCAAAGGACACACAAGUUUUGGGGAGUUUGCUCCAAUCUGCUUGCUAUAAAUACACUAUAGCGGAAUGGAACGACUACAUGAAGGAAAUUUAUGAGAUGGCUCCGGUCGCAUAUGAGAUUGUACUCUGUUAUUCGCCAGAGAAUUGGGCGAAUGCAUUCUUCCCUGGCAUCAGAUAUGGUCAUGUAACCUCUAAUGUUGCAGAAUCCUUUAACAGCUGGAUACGUGAAGCUCGAUUGUUACGUAUCCUGCAAAUGGUAGAGCAUAUCCGAAAACAAAUUAUGAGUCGCCUGAACAAUAGACGGAUUAUGGCUGAUAAGUGGACAAGCUAUCUAUGCCCUAAAACUGAGCAGAUUGUUAGAGAAAAUAUGGAAAGAGGACGUACUUUAGAGAUUAAACAAUCAAGAGAUGAUAUAUUCGAAGUGUAGUCAUAUAGAACUACUCACGUUGAUUUGGAGAAGAGGACGUGCACUUGCCGAGAUUGGGACGUAACCCGUAUUCCUUGUGUGCAUGCUUGUGCAGUCAUUAUUUAUAUGAAAAGAGACGUAUAUCAAUAUUGUGAUUGGUUCAUGUCCGUAGAAGCGUUUAAGAAGAGCUACGACGAAAUAUUAUAUCCCAUCCCAGAUUAUGAGAAGCGGAGUGUGUCCAGGGAUGAAAUACAGAUUUUGCCACCAAUUACCACUAAGAGGAGGGGAAGAAAUAAAACAAGACGCAUAAACAACAGAACCAUUUACAAACGGUCAGUCAAAUGUUCUCGGUGCAAAGUUCUUGGUCACAAUCGAGCAACCUGUAACGAGCCCAUCUAGUGACUAGUGUGUUUCUGCUUCUUACAUCAAUACUUUUGUAUGAGACAACAAAGCUUGUUUUUAAGUGUUUAAGUGUAUAGUGGUGGACUUUUGUAAUCUGUGAUAAUGAUCGGCUAAUCAUUUUGUUCAUGCUAGCAAUAUCUAAAAGCAAGGCUGAAAGAUGUUUUCAGAUUUGUGCUUGUUCAUCUUAGAUUUUAAUA
This is a messenger RNA of Asparagus officinalis (garden asparagus), 1811 nucleotides long. RefSeq lists its product as uncharacterized. Bases 1 to 1233 code for a protein of 410 amino acids. The transcript is spliced from 5 exons. Lineage: Eukaryota; Viridiplantae; Streptophyta; Magnoliopsida; Asparagales; Asparagaceae. The record is from RefSeq and is a predicted model, not a curated record.